This is a messenger RNA of Nothobranchius furzeri (turquoise killifish), 6170 nucleotides long. The record is from RefSeq and is a predicted model, not a curated record. Lineage: Eukaryota; Metazoa; Chordata; Actinopteri; Cyprinodontiformes; Nothobranchiidae.
UAUAUAUUAGCAGCCAGAGGAGAGCUGUGAGUCUAGGAGGAGCCGCGGCAAGGUCGACGGCAGCAUCACGUCCUGAGCGACACACCUCAGAGCCCGUUCUGGCUGCGAGCAGGCGAAGGUUAGCGGGGAAAUUUGGAUUUACCGCCGCGAAGGGAUAAGCGGAAGGGUGGUGGGAACCUCUCAAAUCUGAGCAGCUGUUCGGCUGCUCCUCUUCAGGCAGAGCAGCGUGUUCUUUCCUGCUACUAGCAAAGCGCCUCCACACUUUCUUCCGAGUUUUGUCGGCCCGUAACGUGGUCGGUCAACACAUUUAGAGUUAUGUCGGACCCAUCCUCCGCGCUCUCCGCCCCGGCGGAGAAUGAUUUUCUCUCCCCAGAUGCCGGGAAGAAGCUUCCCGGUCCAACGCCCAGCCAGAGCCGCUUUCAGGUGGAUCUAGUGUCUGAAGCUGCUGGCGCUUCUGAGGAGAAAUCUCCGAUCUCCGACAGCUCCGUUGCCGAGCCAGAAGGCCCGGGGACAGGCGCGGUGGCCGGAGGAGAGGAAGCCAAAGGCCGGUUCCGAGUUGUGAACUUCGCGGAUCCGAGUGGAGCUGGAGGCGCGGCCUCUCCCGAGGCUGCACCGCCGGAUGGAUUACAGAACGGGGACACAGUAAUGAGCGAGACUAGCCUGCACUCAUCCACCGGGGGCCAGCAUCACUAUCACUAUGACACUCACACCAACACCUACUACCUGAGGACAUUUGGGCACAACACCAUUGAUGCAGUGCCCAAGAUCGAUUUCUACCGGCAGACGGCGGCGCCGCUGGGGGAGAAACUGGUCAGACCCACCCUGUCGGAGCUCCAUGACGAGCUGGACAAGGAGCCGUUUGAGGAUGGCUUCGCUAACGGGGAUGAGCUGACACCGGCUGAGGAGGCUGCAGCCAAAGAGGCAGCUGAGCCCAAAGGAGUGGUCAAGUUCGGCUGGAUUAAAGGGGUUCUGGUCCGCUGCAUGUUGAACAUUUGGGGUGUGAUGCUCUUCAUCCGCAUGACGUGGAUUGUUGGACAGGCUGGAAUUGCUUAUGCCUGUUUGAUUGUCUGCAUGGCCACUGUGGUGACAACCAUCACUGGCCUCUCCACCUCGGCCAUCGCCACCAAUGGGUUUGUACGAGGAGGAGGAGCGUAUUACUUGAUUUCGAGAAGUUUGGGUCCAGAGUUUGGAGGGUCCAUCGGACUGAUCUUUGCCUUUGCCAAUGCGGUGGCUGUAGCCAUGUAUGUGGUUGGGUUUGCUGAAACCGUUGUUGAACUUCUCAAUGGAGCGGGUGCCAUCAUGACGGAUGAAAUCAACGAUGUCCGAAUCAUUGGCACCAUCACGGUGAUCCUUCUCCUGGGAAUCUCCGUGGCAGGAAUGGAAUGGGAGGCAAAGGCCCAGAUCUUCCUGCUCGUUGUCUUGGUCACAGCCAUCAUAAACUACUUCAUUGGAUCCUUCAUUUCUAUGAAAUCAAAGGAAUCGAUGGGCUUUUUUGGCUAUGAUGGAAGGAUCAUGUGGGAGAAUAUGGGUCCGGACUUUCGAGGAGAGACGUUCUUCUCUGUGUUUUCCAUCUUCUUUCCUGCAGCCACCGGUAUUUUAGCUGGUGCCAACAUUUCAGGGGACCUUGCUGACCCCCAGAAGGCCAUUCCCAAAGGAACCCUUCUAGCCAUAUUGAUAACGGGGAUUGUCUACCUGGGAGUGGCCGUCUCUACAGGCUCCUGCAUCGUGAGAGAUGCCAGUGGAAACGUUAAUGACACAUUCAGUGCCCACUCCCCAGCAAACUGCACCGGCGCUGCCUGCGAAUUACUCUACGACUUCUCUACCUGCAAGAAUGACAAAGAUGGCUGCCGCUACGGGCUCCACAAUGACUUUCAGGUGAUGAGCUUGGUUUCUGGGUUUUCACCCAUCAUCUCAGCUGGAAUCUUCUCUGCUACUCUGUCCUCGGCUCUAGCCUCUUUAGUGAGUGCACCCAAAGUUUUCCAGGCUUUAUGUAAAGACAACAUCUACCCCGGCAUUGGAAUAUUCGCCAAAGGCUACGGGAAAAACAACGAGCCAAUCCGAGGAUACAUUCUGACCUUUGGAAUUGCUCUGGCCUUCAUCCUCAUCGCUGAGUUGAACACAAUUGCACCAAUCAUCUCCAACUUUUUCUUGGCAUCCUACGCCCUCAUCAACUUCUCCGUGUUCCACGCGUCACUGGCCAACUCUCCAGGCUGGCGUCCCAGUUUUAAGUACUACAACAUGUGGGUGUCCCUGGCUGGAGCCGUACUGUGCUGUGGGGUGAUGUUUGUGAUCAACUGGGCAGCUGCACUCCUCACCAACGUCAUCGUCAUGGCGCUCUACAUCUACGUGAGCCACAAGAAGCCUGAUGUGAACUGGGGUUCGUCGACACAGGCGCUGACCUACCAGCAGGCUCUGACCCACACUCUGCACCUCAGUGGAGUGGAGGACCACAUCAAGAACUUCAGGCCCCAAUGUUUGGUGAUGACUGGUUACCCCAACUCUCGACCGGCCCUUCUGGAUCUGGUCCACUCCUUCACUAAAAACGUCGGCCUGAUGAUCUGUGGUCAUGUUCGCACGGGAUACAGGAAGCCUAACUUCAAAGACCUGGCCAUAGACCAGACCCGGUACCAGCGCUGGCUGAUGAAGAAUGAGACCAAGGCUUUCUAUACACCGGUGUUUGCUGAGGACCUGAGACAGGGCUCUCUGUAUCUGCUCCAGGCUGCUGGAUUGGGUCGCCUCAGACCAAACACGCUGGUGCUGGGCUUCAAGAACGACUGGAGAGACGGAGACAUGAUGAAUGUGGAGACCUACAUCAACAUGAUCCAAUGACGAUGAUGAUGGCAAAGCUACAACUCGGCCCCUGUUGAAAAAAGACAAGAAGAGUCCGACCGUAUCUCUGAACGUGACUGACCAGAGGCUGCUGGAGGCCAGCCAGCAGUUCCAGCAGAAACAGGGGAAAGGCACCGUGGACGUCUGGUGGUUAUUUGAUGAUGGAGGUCUGACCCUGCUGAUCCCCUACCUCCUGACCAACAAGAAGCGGUGGAAGGACUGCAAGAUCCGCGUCUUCAUCGGAGGCAAAAUCAACAGGAUUGAUCACGACCGUCGAGCGAUGGCGACUCUCCUCAGCAAGUUCAGGAUAGACUUCUCAGACAUCACUGUGCUGGGGGACAUCAACACCAAGCCCAAGAAGGAGCACGUGGUGGCGUUUGAGGAGAUGGUCGAGCCGUACCGGCUGAAGGAAGACAACAUGGAGCUGGAGGCAGCUGAGAGGCUGAAGAACAGUGAACCAUGGAGGAUCACUGAUAACGAGCUGGAGCUGUACCGGGCCAAGACCAGCCGCCAGAUCAGACUCAACGAGCUGCUGAAGGAGCACUCCAGCACCGCCAACCUCAUCGUCAUAAGCCUGCCUUUGGCCCGCAAGGGCGCGGUGUCCAGCGCUCUCUAUAUGGCCUGGCUGGAGGUUCUGUCCAAAGACCUCCCACCCAUCCUCCUAGUGCGAGGCAACCACCAGAGCGUUCUUACCUUCUACUCCUAAAGUCCCCUGACCGGGAAGGAGAUCCGUGUUUUAGGCCUCACAUCCACCUCUGGCUCUGGAAGCAGAGUCCCACACAAGUCCCAGUUAAGAGUCCAAACAUAAUGGUGCACCACGACACUCCAAAGACUGUAGCGCUCUGACGGAAACACUGCUGGUUGUGAAGAGACUGGUUUUGGUGGAGAUGUGAUGGAGGAAUGUCUGGGAGCUGGUUGGAAGGUGGCCCACUCGGAUCCUUUUUGUUCCGUUUCAGUUCAGAGCGUCUGGGUUUUUCUGCUGUAGCUCCAGGUUCUUCUCAUUUCCUCAUGAGUUUGGACUGGCCUCCCUCAGACUCCCGACUCCAACGGCCCUCCGGCUCUGGCGGUCUGGCGGGAGUGUUCCAGUUCUUUGGGCUGGUUGUGUUUGCUGAAGCAAUAAAUCACCCUGCUGUUUAGUUUAGACGUGUAGAAGCUUUGCAUCACCUCCUAAAGCCUUACGGAUGUGCCUUCCAGUCGGAUCGGAUCAAACGAUCGGUGAAACUUUUACUGAGUUUUUAUUGGGUGUGGAGGUCUGAUCAACCUUCUCUGUCAUUUAUUUAUAUUGUAGUCUCUAGGUUGAUUCGGGGUUGUAGCUUUUAGUUUAGCUCCUUUAGUCUUCCUUUAUGAAGUCGUUCCAGGAAAACCUCUGUCACCGACAGGCUCGACGCUUCAAGCACUUCUCAGAGUCGCAGAUAGAUGAAUGUGGUGUUGGUUCCUGAGAGGUUCCUUCAUGUAGCUGCUGAUCUGAGUCCACGCCACCUGUUCCCUUUUAGAGACUGCUCCAUCCAACAAGCUGAUGAAACUGCGCCUUAAUCAAAAGUCCAGACGAUUGUUCCCCUGAAGCCAUGUUGUCCCAUGUUCCUGUAAAGGCAUCUCCAUGUUCCUGCCAUCGUUGCCGUUAGUGAAGUGGUCUCCAGCUGAUGUUGGCCAGCGCCGCUGAUGGUUCAGACCAGACCCGGUCCACCUGUGACCUCUAUGCAUACGAGCUGUGGGAGGGUCUGGCUUUCCUUGCUCCACCUGCAGACCAACAUGCCCCAUAGGAUGCUGUCGUGGUUCCACAGAAAGCCAUACGUUAACCUAAACUGGUCCAGUCUGGAUCCAGUCUCUGACCAGAACCGUAGUGGUGUCGGAGUGGUACCGCCACCUGUCUGGUUUGUACAUUACGAGCCGCGGAUACAAUCAUAAACGGGAAGCUUUGGCUUCAGGUCUGAUUUAGUGACGUGUUUUUUAAAACCACAGGAUGAUUAGAGCUCCAGUUGUUCUGCUGGGCGGUAAGGUGAGGAAACGGGUGUGAUGUCCACAAGCCAACAGUGUUUAACCUGAUGCUUCCGUGAUGGGUCAGAACCAGAACUGCUACAAGCGCUCAUGUUCUACUGUAAUAAGCACAACGCAGCGUGUGGUGUCAUCUCUCCUGAUGGACCCAGAACCUCACCAGGCCCGUGCCGUGGGAGACCAGCAGAACCAUCGAGGAGUUUCCAGAUGUUCUAGAAGGGUUCUCACUUCUUCUCUAUAAUCUCAGAACUUCCCUCACAUGUUGCUGGAAAUCGUUUAGGAGUCGAACUAAAAAAAGCCAAGUUUAGUUUCUGAGAAUCGAAGUUCAAAGAUACGAGACGGGUUUGGGAGGAGUUGGAGACAUAAGACCUUACCGUAACUGUUAAUCCUGAUGUACCUUCCCUUUAGUCUCCCAGCAGUCACCGCCCAGUGGGGUUCUGGUCUCAGACCCAGUUGGACAGGAAGUUUGAUCCUGUUAGAAGGAUAUGCGGUUUCUGAUCCAUUCGGACAUGAAGAAUGUUAAGAAGCACACAAUACAAAGCCAUUCCUGUCUGCCGUUACUGCAAAGUGAAGUACUAAAACUCUAACCUGUAAUCCUGAUCAGAGGUUCUGGUCCCUCCCGUCAGGUCCAACUCAGACACUUGACGUUUGGGCCUCUCUGGUACCAGAGCGAGUGCAGAAGUGAGCCUGUGUUGAUACUGUGAAGCCUCCUGCCCCACCCCCACCCCCAUUAAACACAGGUUAAUCUCUAUAAUCCAAGCGCGUGUGUAAUCAGACUUCCUGUAAACGUUAGACUUUCUGAAUGUUUCUGCUUCCUGCUCCACCAAUCAGAGCUCACCUGUAGGCGUCAGGACCAAAGCAUCAUCAUACGCUCUUUUUCUUCUUCCUUUGCCAAAGCUCCCGUUCCUGUCCGUCACUCAGCUGUCAGACCGAAGUGACGGAGGGGUUGUGUUGCAGCCUGGUUCCAGAACCGCCUACAGACCCGUUUAGUUUCUCCGCAAAGCAUGUAAAUAACCUAGUCUAGAGGAGUUCAGUUGGUUUUCAUGAUAUUUAUUUUAGAUGCUUUGUUUGUUCAUUAUUUUGCUUUGCUUGUUUGUUAAUUAGCAUGUUUUUCUGUUUGCUUUUUGAUGCCUUCAUGUUUUGACACUAAAUAUUUCAGAGAGCGCCGUGAUGACGAGGAGCCGGUGGAGGGAGUGGACCCAGAGAGUAGAACCCGUUUUGAUACACUAUACAGUCACAGCUGUGCUUUUUCUAACAUUUUAACAGUGAAUGAUUACAUGAUUACAGUACUUUGUAUAUCUUUAUUGCAAUAAAUAAAUAAAUCAAGUGAAAUCUGCUCGUUUUCAGGC